AUGCCGCCUUCGAAAUCCUUCAAGUCAAAGGUCCUCGACCGCCUCGCUUCGCAGCAAGCAGCUCUCAGUCACAGUCGCGCUAGCAGCUUAGCGACAAAGUCCGACUUAGCAGCGAACACCAAGGAAGUUCACGGCUCCACCAACAAGGAUUCCUCUUCGCAGCGCAAAGAAACACCUUUGAGCUUGCCUCAACUCAUCUCGCUCCUAUCUUCUUGCUCCCUAAGCCAGUCGGGCGCUGGUGUCAGCUCGAUCCAGCUGGCGGGUCAACUAGUGAGAGCUAGACUCAAUACGGAGCAAAAGCUGCGACACAUUGACGAAGCGGACCUGGAGAAUGCAGGUGUGCAAGGCGUAGAGCUGAAAAAGCGCAUCCUAAAGGGUCUCAGGAAAGCUGUGAGGUACUAUGAUCAGGGCACUGCGUGGCGGAUUCGAUCCCUGCUGCUGCUGAGCGUGACAGCACUCGCUUUCUGACUACACUGUAUGCUCCGCUUGCAGCUUCGAGACGGGCCGCUUCCCGCAUUCAGUAGCACAAAUCAGUCGGCCGCCGCGCCGACUUCCUCCGCAAAAUCUGUGGAAUCCUUUGACUUCGCUCCUGUCCUUGUUGAGCAGGCACUCACAACACGCAGGGUGCAUGUCAAUAGAGCUCCGGUCUUGCUAGCUUGGGCGGUAGUUCUUUGCGAAAGAUUAGGAUUCACCAGAUGUGAAGCUCUGAGUGUCGGUGAGUAGUCUUGUGUGGGUGCAGGUCACCGCUUGGCUGAGCGCAGCCUUGGCCCUUGGGUGGUCAUUGCAGCGCAAUGCUACGUGUCGAUCACUGCUCAAGCUAGAGGACAGUCGAUUGGCGUGAUAAGGAAGAGCAGCGCGUCUACAUCAGGUGCAGAUGCGUCUGAUCGCGUGGGAAAUAAUCAGCCUGUAAGUGGGCCGCUCAUCGUUGACCGAGCAGCACAUCACUCACACUCGCGACCUCCGCGCUCGCAGCACUUUGUGCUGAUGGGUGUCAAGAUACCGCUCAUGCGCAUAUCAGUCGUGGAGCAAUCACCUGGCCAACAAGAGCUGUCGGAAUGGAGGGCCAUUCUAGAUGGCUCUGUCGUCGAGCCUUCCAAGGUCAGUCGAAGAUGCGUUAGGAACAAAUCAGAGCCAGUCCUGAUGAGCUGUCUUUCUACCUCACCAGGCCUUUAACUAUUUGCGUGCCGCCAUGCGUCAACUUCUCCCGCACGUCAUAGGAGCCUUGACACUCUUGGCGGACUCCUACAUGGUCCCACCACCCGGCGCUACCGAAGCGCACGGAGUGGACGAACUACAUAAGCGAGCCUUUGAGCUGUAUGUCGAUUUCAGGCCAGAAACGGGCGGGGAGUGGGGAAAGAAGGGGACGCUGUUCUUGAGCGCUAUUCUACGGCUCAAGAAAGGGUCCCAGGAGUCCAAGGGAAAGCCUGAUGAAAACGGCAUGACAGAAGAGGAUUGGAGGAGGGAAGCUGCGAGGCUCGGGUGGGAAGAGCAGAGCAAGCAGACGGCUACCGAUCAUGCUAUUGAGGGGCCUGUCAAGUCGGAGAUUGGCGUGCAGGAAGGACCGACCUUCUCAGUGCUGCCUGCAAACGCGCACACGCCCGUCAAGCUCGAGCCCAGGAACGAUGAGGCUUCGAAAGCCCCGCAGACCGGACGAGUUGCGGAUCAUGGUGCAGUCGAGCCCGCGUGGAGUGCACAAGACUCUCUUGCCCCCACGCAGGAUCUGCCACCUAAUCCGACGCACGGUGAAUCGGACAUAGUGGACGAGUUGUUGGUGGAAGAUGGACCUGGCGAGCAGUUGAACGCUGCCUCAGGAGGAGGGGUUCAGAAACAGCCGAAGCGCGCGUUUCUGCAAACAGACUCAAGCGAGGGUUGCGAAGACGACAAUUACAUCACGCCAGACUCGAAUCGCAAACGUGUCAAGAGAGAGACAGAAGGUUGA
This is a messenger RNA of Ceraceosorus bombacis, 1939 nucleotides long. Lineage: Eukaryota; Fungi; Basidiomycota; Exobasidiomycetes; Ceraceosorales; Ceraceosoraceae. The record is from the annotation of a GenBank genome assembly.